AUGAAUCAAUCACCUCCAAAAGCAGAAAGAAGGCAUACAUCAAUUUAUCUACAAACUUAACCAGAACCUUAAAAUUCUUCAAUUUUCAAGAUUGAUUUUGGCAAGGAGAACAUCCCAACAUAAAAAAUAAGUUGGGAUUAGUACUCAAAAUCUCUUUAAUAAGCAACUGUUUCUUAAAAGAAGAAGCCAACUUAAAAGUAUGUGGAAUUGGAGUCAUAAACUGAUGUUAACAUUAAAUUCAAGUUUCCCUUAUACACAGAUCGUUAAAUUGGUAUCAAACCGGAAUAUUAGAAUCUCUUGUAAGAAGCAUAUGAUAACGAUGAUGAUAUCAAUACAAGAGAAAGUGUGAUGAAUUUUUUUAUAGAUGUUUGUAAAAGAGAUUUAGUAUAAGGGAUAUUGGAAAAUCAAUAAAUUAAAGAUUAACAAGGUUUGAAAUCCCAUCCUAAAUUUUUCAGGUUGUACAUAAAGAUUAAGUUAACAAAAUAAAUCUAUCAACUAGUAAACAGAAUGAUAUUCAAUCCAUUUUUAUCAAUCUGUUUAUUUUCAAUUUAAUUCAAGUACUAUUUUCUAUUAUUUCUGUUAUUUAAUAUAUUUUAAAGUAGAUUGAAAAUCGAAAAAGAGAAAUUCUAUUUCAAUAAUUAUCCAUAAAAUUAUUGA
This is a messenger RNA of Paramecium tetraurelia, 657 nucleotides long. RefSeq lists its product as uncharacterized. The record is from RefSeq and is a predicted model, not a curated record. NCBI's taxonomy places the organism in Eukaryota, Ciliophora, Oligohymenophorea, Peniculida, Parameciidae. The transcript has 2 exons.